This is a messenger RNA of Thamnophis elegans (Western terrestrial garter snake), 2337 nucleotides long. Its product is annotated as vomeronasal type-2 receptor 26-like. Gene Ontology annotation, biological process: G protein-coupled receptor signaling pathway. Lineage: Eukaryota; Metazoa; Chordata; Lepidosauria; Squamata; Natricidae. Gene Ontology annotation, cellular component: membrane. The transcript is spliced from 5 exons. Gene Ontology annotation, molecular function: G protein-coupled receptor activity. The record is from RefSeq and is a predicted model, not a curated record. Bases 1 to 2337 code for a protein of 778 amino acids.
AUGGUGUUAUUUGCAAUGUUGGUUAUUCUGCCUUUACCUCAAGUGGUAUGCAAGAAUCGCAGAGCUGAAUGUAAGACCAGUGAUCCUCUGCCUUUUCUUCACAAGCAAUAUCAAUCAGGAGACCUCAUAGUUGUGAACAUGUUCUCUCAACUCUAUGUCUUCCAGACAGUGAUGGACUUCAGCAAACGUCCCUCCAAGGAGCUCUUUGAGGACACUGUGAUCAUGACUCCAAUCUAUCAGCACAUCUUGGCCUUAGAAUUUGCCAUCACAGAGAUCAACAGAAAUCCCCUUAUUUUACGCAAUCACACCCUUGGUUUUCAGAUCUUUAACACCUACUUCAUGACAAGUUGGACAUAUCGGGCCUCUCUGGAACUUUUCUCUACAAAAGGCCAGUUUCUUCCUAACUACAAUUGUGAUACACAACACAGACCAAUAGCAGUCCUUGGAGGACCUACAUCUGAUGUGUGUGUACACAUGGCUAUCAUCCUGUCCCUCUACAAGAUGCCACAGUUAAUCUAUGGUUCCUCUAUUGAAAAUAAUAACAGAAGAGAGGCUGUUUCAUAUCUACAAAUUUCUCCAAAUAUAGACCAUCAAUAUAAGGGUAUUUUCCUAUUAUUGCUGUACUUUGGAUGGACGUGGAUUGGCAUAUUGACUACAAAAUAUGACAGCGGAGAGAGAUUUGUACAAAACGUGGUUCCCAUGCUAGCCCAGAAGGGGAUCUGCUCAGCCUUCAUUGAAAUAUUUCCAAUCAUUGAUUAUUCAAACAGGAUUGCUGAGUUGGUAGAAUUGGGACUUGGAAUGUACAUGGUGGUUAUGAAAAGCACAGUGAAUGUAGUACUCGUUCAUGGGCAAAUUCAUGCAAUUAUAAUUCUGAGGUUUCUUUCCACCAACUUGAAAUCAGAAGAUGUACCAUUAUGGAAGAAAGAUAAAGUCUGGAUUAUGACAGCCCAGGUGGGCUUCACCUCAUUUCCCUUUCUAAGAAAUGGUGACCUAGUCUUCCUCCACGGUGCUCUGUCUUUUGCAAUUCACUCAGAGAAGGUGUCAGGAUUCCAAGAAUUUGUCCAGAUGAAGGACCCGGUCUUAGAAAAAGAAAAUACUUUUCUCAAGCUAUUCUGGGAAAGUGCUUUUCAAUGUUCCUUCUCCAUCUCUGCAAUGGAGGAGGAAAAUGUGGUUCCCUGCACUGGGAAGGAGAAUCUAGAAGCUCUUCCCACAUCUGUGUUUGAAAUGGACAUGACUAGCCACAGCUACAGCAUCUACAUUGCCAUCUGUGUGGUGGCCCAUGCUUUGCAUGACUUCCAUUCAUCAAUAGCAGCAUACAGAGCUAGGAAGCAUGAAGCCAAACUGGAACCUCUGGAUGAAAAACUGUGGAAGCAUACAGUUUAUGGAAUGGAUGUCAGCAGUGAUGUUGAGGAUGUCUUUGUUCCAGAUAUGGAUGAUUGUUUUCAGUGUCCAAGUGAUCAAUACGCAAAUGCGAACCAGGAUUUGUGUCUUCCAAAGAUUGCAACAUUUUUGAUGUAUGAAGAAACUUUGGGGAUCGUUUUGGUCAGUUCUGCUCUUUUCUUUUCUUUGAUCACAACUGGAAUCCUUUGGAUCUUUAUUAAGCAUCAGGACACUCCCAUAGUCAAAGCCAAUAACCGGAAUCUCACCUAUGCUCUCCUUAUUGCUCUCUUCUUGUCUUUUCUUUGUUCAUUUUUAUUCCUUGGAAAACCAGGUAAGGUGACGUGCCUCCUUCGCCAAACUACCUUCGGGAUCAUCUUCUCUGUGGCUAUUUCUUGUGUCUUGGCCAAAACCAUCAUUGUAGUUCUGGCUUUCAUGGCCACCAAGCCUGGGUCUAAGAUGACCAAAUGGGUGGGGAGAAGAUUGGCCAUGUCCAUUGUGUUAAGCUGCAGUUUAAUUCAAGGAAUUAUUUGUACUAUAUGGGUGACAACUUCUCCCCCAUUUCCAGAUGCUGACACCAAUUCAGGGUCCGAAGAAAUCUUUCUGCAGUGUAAUGAAGGUUCAGUCUUCAUGUUCUCCUGUGUCUUGAGCUACAUGGGUUUCCUUGCCAUUAUCAGCUUCAUGAUGGCUUUUCUAGCAAGGAAAUUGCCUGAUGCUUUCAAUGAAGCCAAGUUUAUUACCUUUAGUAUGUUGGUCUUCUGCAGUGUCUGGUUGUCCUUUAUUCCAACAUAUCUGAGCAUCAAAGGAAAAUACAUGGUUGCUGUGGAGAUCUUCUCUAUUAUUGCUUCUAGUGUUGGGUUACUGGUUUGUAUUUUUUCCCCUAAAUGCUACAUCAUUGUCUUGAGACCUGAUCUGAACAACAGAGAACAGCUAAGAAGACAAACCUACAGAAAAACAUAA